Messenger RNA from Amphiprion ocellaris (clown anemonefish), 2259 nucleotides. It is a transcript of the gene ddx52, whose product is annotated as DEAD (Asp-Glu-Ala-Asp) box polypeptide 52. The transcript has 15 exons. Gene Ontology annotation, molecular function: nucleic acid binding; ATP binding; RNA helicase activity. The record is from RefSeq and is a predicted model, not a curated record. The coding region runs from base 15 to 2123 and encodes 702 amino acids. Gene Ontology annotation, cellular component: 90S preribosome. Gene Ontology annotation, biological process: maturation of SSU-rRNA. NCBI's taxonomy places the organism in Eukaryota, Metazoa, Chordata, Actinopteri, Pomacentridae.
GAGAGCAGCGGUGGAUGAUCCGGGUUUUGAUUAGUGAUGCCUGGAUCCGACUAGACCACGCUGCUGCAGGAAUGGACGCCUUCGACUUGUUUCGAAAACUCGGAGCUGGAGCUAAAUUUGACUUCAAGAGAUUUGGUCAAGACGCUGCUCGUUUUAAGCCUGCCAGAUCUCAGGUAGGAGAAGAGUACUCGGAUCCCCUCUCUGCCAUUGAUUAUUUUGGAACAGGACCUGCUAGUGGAUCCCAGAGCUGGAGCCUGAAGGAGCAGCAGGAGAAAGAGGAGGAUGGAGAUAAGGAAUAUGAGGGGGAAGGGGACAGUGAAGAUUCAGGUUCUGGGGGCAAAAGGAAGCGCAGAGAAGAAGAAAUAGACAUAAGGACCAAGAAGAAGAAAAAGAAGAAAAGCAGCCCGAUGGAAGAUGAUGGCAGACUGCAGAAAGAGAUGCAAGGAAACGGCAUCACAUGGACCUCCUCAUUGGACAGAAUGAUUCAAAAUCUGCAGGGUGAUGAGAAAGACAAAUCUUCGCUGAAGAGGCUGAAGCAUCUUCAUCAGGAAAAGGUCAAUCGCAUUCGCUCUCAACACCGUAUAAAUGUGCACGGCUGCGAUGUACCCGACCCAGUGUGCACAUUUGAAGAGCUGCAGUCAGAGUAUCGUCUUAACCCACACAUUCUCCAGAACCUCAAAGACGCAGGUUUGAACUCCCCGACGCCGAUACAGAUGCAGGCCAUUCCACUCAUGAUGCAUGAUCGGGAACUCCUUGCCUGCGCUCCCACUGGAUCUGGAAAGACGUUAGCUUUCUGUCUCCCGCUGCUCACACGCCUGCAGCAGCCAGCAAACCUGGGCUUCAGAGCUGUGAUCAUCUCCCCGACAAGAGAACUGGCCAGCCAGACCUACAGAGAGCUGCUGCGCCUGUCGGAUGGAGUCGGGUUUAGAGUUCACAUCAUCGACAAAGCAUCUCUAGCAGCCAAGAAAUAUGGACCACAGUCAAACAAAAAAUAUGAUAUACUCGUCAGUACUCCAAACAGACUUAUCUUCCUUCUCAAGCAGGAUCCUCCAGCUAUUGAUCUCAGCAGUGUGGAGUGGCUGGUCGUCGAUGAGUCCGAUAAGCUGUUUGAAGACGGUAAGACGGGUUUCAGGGAGCAACUGGCCACCAUUUUUCUGGCCUGCUCUGGUGCAAAGGUGCGCAGGGCUUUCUUCAGCGCCACUUGCACACCAGAUGUAGAACAAUGGUGUCGCCUGAACCUCGACAACCUGGUUUCUGUCAACAUCGGACACAGAAAUACAGCAGUCGAAACGGUGGAGCAGCAGCUGCUGUUUGUCGGGACGGAGAACGGGAAGCUUGUGGCCAUGAGGGACAUCAUCAAAAAAGGUUUCCUGCCUCCCAUGCUGGUGUUUGUUCAGUCUAUAGAGAGAGCGCGGGAGCUUUUCCAUGAGCUGGUUUAUGAAGGCAUCAACGUAGACGUGAUCCACGCAGACCGCACACAGCAGCAGAGGGACAAUGUUGUGAACAGUUUCCGCUCCGGUAAGAUUUGGGUGUUGAUCUGCACAGCUCUGCUCGCCAGAGGAAUCGACUUCAAAGGAGUGAACCUCGUGCUGAACUAUGACUUCCCCACCAGCGCUGUGGAGUACAUCCACCGAAUAGGUCGUACUGGCCGAGCUGGACAUCAGGGGAAGGCUAUCACCUUCUUUACAGAAAAUGACAAACCGUUGUUGCGCAGCAUCGCUAAUGUUAUCAAACAAGCUGGCUGUCCUGUACCAGACUACAUGAUCGGCUUCAAGAAGAUACACAGCAAAGUGAAGCGGAGACUGGAGAGGAGACCUCCCAAGAGAAGCACCAUUUGCACAACUCCUCGCUACUUAAUGAAGAAAAAAGGAAAAGAGCAGAACAAAGGAAAGAAGCAGGCAUCGGGCAGAGACCAGAAAGGAGACAGUGGCCCUCAAAAAGCAGCACAACAGCAGAAGGGGGAGAAAAAAACAACAGCUCAGAAAGUGAAGAAAAAUAACAGAACCCGGAAAGAAGGAGAGGCAGUAAAGCACAAGAAAGUGUCACAAAAAGUGGCAUCCAAACCCUCAGGAGUCAAGUUUAAAAAGAAAAAGGGAAUGAAAAACAAGCCCAAAGGAGACUAGAGAAGGGUGGUAGAAGCAGACUGAUAUGAAAAUGGAUGUGCAUUUUUUCCCCCCUCUUGCCCUCUGAUUUACUGCUAAUUUUCACAUUUUUGCUUUGUAUUUUGGAAGUAUAAAAUAAAAGUUUUAUAUGUAGUUA